AUGGCCGUCUCUGAAAGAAUAACGGCGAUGGAAUCGUACAUUUUGAACCCUUCUCACUGGAAAUUAAUUUGUACGCGCUCUUUACAAGGUAUUGAUUGUAUUGGUAGUGGUUUUCCAUUCUGGUUACAAGCUCAACAAUAUUCGCGAAAUAUUGUUGACCUACAG
Molecule: messenger RNA, 165 nt
Organism: Funneliformis mosseae
Lineage: Eukaryota; Fungi; Glomeromycota; Glomeromycetes; Glomerales; Glomeraceae
Source: the annotation of a GenBank genome assembly